AUGCCCGCUCCCGACCAGGGCUGGACGGAUGCCACCGCCCGGGGUGGGGAGGGCGGCAGCGCGGCAGCGUGCGCGUGCGGCCUGCUGGCCCUCGCGCUGCGCCUGGCGGCCUCUGCGCGUGGGCGAUCCCCUGGCGAGCCCCCGGCCGGCGUCCUCCCCCUGGUGCUCAGCGGAUGGGCGGUGGCCUCCCUCGCCGCCCUCUUCUAUGACUCCCCCCGCUUCUCCACGCCGUCCUUCCCCGUGCGCGUGCUGGGCGGCACGGCCCUGCUGCCCAUAGUUGUGGUGCCGUUCGCCCUCCCGGUCCCCCUGGCCCUCCACGUGCCCCUCCAGCUGGGGAUGGUGGCGGCAGUGGGCGCGUCGCGAGGCGUUGAGGUGUGUCGGGCGGCCUCAGCCACUCCAGAGGGCAGGGCGGCCGUAGUUGAGGCCUGGGAGGCCGUAGACGGGGCGGUGGGGCGCGUACUGGCGGCAAUGUACUACGGCGUGGGAGGCCAAGGGGGGCACAAGGGGACUCGUGGGCUCGAGCAGGCGCCCGCGAGCUGCGUGCACAUCGUGGGCUGGGCCCUGCUCGUGCUGGCCUUCGCCCUGCCGACGUACGCGCAGUGGGUAUGGCGGAGGGGAACGGGAGAUGCGCCGGACCGACAUGGGGUGGAGCGGGGCCCCGGGUGGAAGUUGCCGGCGUCCGAGCUGUACUGUGGGUCCAUCCUGAUGAUUGUGAUGGCCGCUGUGGCCUGGGUGACGUUGGCCGGGGUGCUCAACGGCCACGGGGGCGCCGGAGAGGCGGAGGCGGGGGCCUGGGAGGCCGGCAGCGGCGUGCCCGUUUGA
Messenger RNA from Ostreobium quekettii, 822 nucleotides. NCBI's taxonomy places the organism in Eukaryota, Viridiplantae, Chlorophyta, Ulvophyceae, Bryopsidales, Ostreobiaceae. The record is from the annotation of a GenBank genome assembly.